CAUGAGAGCAGAUUUGUCUGCUGAGUACUAACAAAGACUUUGGUAUGAAGUAAAAUGAUGCCAGCUCUGUUAUCAGCAUGACUAAGCCUCCAUUACAGCCUCUUGAUAAACUGGUUUGAUCACCAGUAUUUUUUUUUUUUUUUUUUUUUUACUUGGUUUCAAGAAGCAUCAGAAUUAUAAUCAUAUAAGAUGUGCAGAAUAUUACCCUUAAGACAUUUGCAAACAUUAAUACUAUACAGUUUGUUUUCUGCUCUGGCUUUUAAUGGGUUUUAUAAAACAAUGAAACAGUUGUCUUUUGUGAAGCUUGGGACCAUUAUCAACAUUUUACUUCAUCUGCAAAGCAUUUGACAUGUGUUCACCAAGAGCUUAAGUGUUGAAUCAUUGCUCUUUUAAAAUGAAGUGUUGGCAGGAACUGACAGGAUGAUGCUUGUACCAACUUCAAAGACUUCUUGCAAAAUCCAUCUCAAGUUCUUAUCUAAAUUUAAUUAUGCCUAGAAAUUGAAUUAAGCAAAGGUAAUUCCCAGUCAUAAUAACUUUAAAUGCAUAGAAUGUUGUAUAGUGUUUCAUUUCAAUGUGACUGACUGACACCUUUUUAAUGGACAUCUGAGAGCCAAAUGUUCACUUGCUGGAGAGCUGUGGAAUGAACUUGUUUUGUGUAUGUGUUCACAGAAAAGCUGAUUCAUCCAGGCCUUGAAGAAUGAUCUCAUUCCUUCUCUGCUGUGUGUCCUCCCCUCUGUCUAGCUCUCUUAAAGAAACAACCGACGCUUUUUAAAUCAAAACAAGGACCUCCCUUUGGCUGUGUGGCCGCUGUUGGAAUAAUGACACAGUGCAGUGGUCCGGCCUGAGCUAUUGAAGAGCAUGCUGCCUGCCGUUAACUACAAGAGCAGGAAGUAAAACAAAAGAAAAUAAAAAUAUUUCCAUUUAUGCUCUCAGAGGCUAAUCAAGUUAUGGGAUCAUACCGGAUGAGAAAAUGUGAGGAAAAGCUCAACAAUGCAUAAAAGCAAUCGUAAUGUCUAAUAGUUGGUCUGUUGUUAUAUUUAGAAGUAAGUGGGAGUGAUUUAAAUCUGCAGUUGGCUUGUUUGGUGACAAACGGCUAAAACAUCCAAGCAAAAGUGACUCUUAAAAUAGGAUGACACUGGGGAGGGAAGCUGGAUACUUGAGUCUUCCUCAUAAGGAUCGUUUCUGAUCCACUAGCAUUAACUACUUUAUAUGAAGAAGACACAUUCAAAGUACGUAGUUUGACUUUGACCUAUGGUUGUUAAGAGUUGAGUUUCUGAAGACAGGCUUUCAAUUGUCCUACAGCCAUUGAACUGAUUGUUUAAAGGAGACAAAUGAACGCUGAUUAACAUCAUGAUGAUGUCUUCAUGUCUGUCUUUUGUCUGCCUAUUCAGAAUGGUCCCUUUCAUUUGCUGAUGACCAAGACCAUUGGCAGAGCAGUUUGAGUGAGCCUGGACUGUUUGAAGCCAAACAAGAACAGAGCUUGUUGGAUAGGCACAUUCAUUUAAUUUGACAGUCUUGAUUAAAGUUUGGCAAUGAGAAUUUUUGGGGAUACGAAAUAGAAAAAUUGAGGUUCUUGAGCAAAUAAAGUGGCCAAUGCUUUCAGUCCUUCUUAUAUUAAUUUUUUUUUAUUAAGGAGAGAUAGGCCUAAUAUUAAAGCUCUACAACAAUUUUUACAUAAGUAUAGUAAGAAUGUGGUAUUACAUUUUUUAUGAAGUUUAUAACACCCAAACACAUGUAUUUGUGACAUCACAAAUAUUUAUUUCACGGCUCUCUGGAAUACUUGAUUUUGAUUACUCAAUCGCAACAUUUUUACCGUAGCACGUCUCCAAGUCAAGAUUACUCCGCGGCCUAGAUGUUUCAUGAGUUAAAAUAGCUAGUUUGUGCUGUUUUGCGAAUUUAAACGGUUACCACCACAACAAACUAUGACUAAAAUGGUCUCGAAUGCCUUCAGUAUUAAUUUAAAUAUAUAUGGAAAGCAUAAAAAUUUUGAGCGCAGACUAGAAGUUACAGUUAAAGCAACAAAACGAAAACUUUGAUCGGAGGAACAACGAAUAGAAGCUAAGAGAUAUUGAACGAUAUUGUAGCUAAAUGUGUUUUCUAACUAGUCCACGAUAAAACUAACCUGAAUUGCAGAUAUUUCUACAUAAAAUAAUAUUAUGUCAUUUGUUGAUGUGUUCGUCUUGUAGCUGGACCGACUGUUUUCAACAUUGAUGGACUAUUUUUCUUAGCGGAGGCUUUAAGCUAACAAGCAGUUCAUGUAUAUUACAAUUAAAUAUAUAGUAUUUCAACAAAUUACUGUUUAAUGUUAAUGUAUUUAUUUCUUUAUUAAGUAAAAGUAGUGUAAAUAAGCGGAAAAAUGUACAGCCAAUCAGUCAUGGUACAAGACCUCUCCAGUAGUCUGCAAAUUAUCUUUACAUUGGCACUGAUAGUUUGCGUUCACUACAUCUAAUCAAGCGCGCGAGCUGAUUUAAACAGACAGGCAGCGCGUGCAAACAGAUAUUACAUGAUCAGUGUCGCGCUGAUUAAACCUAAACGACUCUUUACAAACAUGAAGCAAUCACAGAAUGCCUACUGUUCCCAUCAACGAACAUGCAAAUUGGAGAUAAAUGAUAAGCAAAAGCAACAUCCUUGUUUCUAUUUUCGCUUGACUGACUGACAGCAAAACAGUAACGGUAUUUGAAUAAAAAUAAAAGGUAAUACCAGUCGAAUGUCAGAUACAAAUAUAAACGGUUUGGACGUUAGUAGUGGCUUCUGCAAUUGAAACAAAGGGGGUGCAUUGGAAUAAAGUUGCCGUUGAUCCUCUAAUGAGAUGUAACUCAAUGUAUAAGCCACUGCAGCUCAGCGCGUUGUGCAGGAGGCGGCGCAUAGGACUGUCGGAUCAUUUCCAACUGACGAAGAUUAUUAUUAAAGUGUCCCAGUAGACCGGGGCUGCCUUCCUGCCUCAGUCGGCCAUGCGUCCUCCGAAUUGGUAUGAACGAAUGAAUAAACGAGGCGUUGCGGAGCGCUGUUAGCCAAUGCGGGUGCUUCUCACACACACUAAAGCGCGUCGAGUGGGAUAGUAUGUCGUCGAGCUGUCAUGUAGGCUACUGAUAAUUGUCAUGUUUCUGUUUCGGUCUGGACUUCCAUAGGGGAAUAAGUAAUCGCGAUGUGGCCAUUGAAGGAGGCGGGUAUCUCACAGACAUCCGGAAUCCAUCGCGGAAUCCCACAGCUGCAUCGCGGAGCUGCGAGUCAAAGCGGCCCGCUUUAGGAGCUCCUACCGCGCGUCGUUAUGCCAUUCCCAACGCUGUUUAUGGAGGAUUACUGUACGAGACAGUCGUGCGUCAUUUCGUGCCUUGAUUGAUACACAUUUUCCCAUAAUAUGGCCGAUCAGAGCAACAUUCAGUCUGCCGCUUCCAAAAGCAUCAGGCCGUUUAAAUCCAGCGAGGAAUACCUGUAUGCCAUGAAGGAGGAUUUGGCUGAAUGGCUGAAUACGCUGUACGACCUGGACAUCACGGCGGACACUUUUAUGGAGGGUCUGGAGACCGGCUGCGCGCUCUGUCGGCAUGCCAACAACGUGAACCGCGCCGCCCACGAAUUCAAGGCGAAUUAUCCAGAUGCGGCGCUUUCUUUGCGGAUACCCAGCAAGGACGUGGUCUUCCAGUCGAGGAACGUCAUACCGGGGUCGUUUUUGGCCAGAGACAACGUGUCGAACUUCAUCGGCUGGUGCAGGCAGGAGCUCUGGAUCAAAGAUGUGCUCAUGUUCGAGACCAACGAUCUGGUGGAGAGGUGUAACGAGAAGAACUUCGUGUUGUGCCUGCUGGAGGUGGCUCGCCGAGGGGCCAAAUUCGGCAUGCUGGCCCCCAUGUUGAUUCAACUCGAGGAGGAGAUCGAGGAGGAGAUCCGGGACCAGGAGAACCUGACAGAGGUUUUAGGGGAGUCCCAGAGCCCGCCGAGCAGGACGUACAGUCGCAAGAAAAGCAUCGGCGAGCCCGACCCAGAGCUGUUGGCCCGCUGGCAGCAGCAGCAGAAGAGAGUCCUGCUGGAUAUGCGCAACCUGGACGAGCUGGUUCGGGAGAUUCUGGGCCAGUGCUCCUGUCCAUCACAGUUUCCCAUGACCAAAGUCUCAGAAGGGAAAUACAAAGUGGGCGACUCCAGCGCACUCAUCUUCAUCAGGGUGUUACGGACUCAUGUGAUGGUGCGUGUGGGUGGAGGAUGGGACACACUUGAGCAUUACCUCGACAAACACGAUCCUUGUCGCUGCGCAGCAUUUGCUCACCGGUAUCAGCAGGCUAAAGCGAGUGGCCAGGGUCCUCACAGUAAGAGCUCCAGCGCUCAUUCUUCCCGCUCCACAAGCCCAGGACCUCACUGGCGCAACGAGGGCAUGGCGCCCUACAAAACACCCGACAGGCGUUCUUUGGACCCUGUGAUGGGCGCCACAGCGCAUUCCUCUCCAUCACGGCCUGGCAGGUCGCACCAUGCAGCUGUACCUGUAGAGAUGGAAACUAACACAGUGCGACCCAUGACACUGCUGCCUCGACCACCACGAGACAGAUCAGAACCACGCCACUUUAAUCCUCUCAGGAAUAAGGAAUCUCUUCUUCCGACUCGCAGACUUUCAGGAGAUAGUGACUCUUCUACAGCCUCUUCUAAAGGUGGAGGAGGAAGCACAGGAGGAGGUCGCUUUUCUCUGGGUACACGGCAUGCUCAUGGAGAUGAGGUGGUGCUGCUGGUGAACCGUAAGGAGGGGAAACACGUUAUUGAGCGUCCUGGAGCAGGAGCACAGAUUCCAGCCCUGAGAGCCCCUCAGACCCGUGCCCGUAGUGCUUCCAGAGAGCGCCCAGCACUGCAGUCCACCUCAAUCCUUAAACCUAGUCCACCACAGGGCUCAGCAGAGGUACAACAAACACCCCGCACAGAGAGAGGCAGAUCACUGGGGCCUGAAGGUCCACGGAGGCUCCAAGCUCCACGGUCCCUCAGCCAGGGCAAGACACCUAGAGGCCGAUUGAGUGAAGUCAGUCCCGGAUCAUCACCUCGCCGAAGAGACCCUCAGCUGCUUUCUAUAGAUCGGAGAGAGGAACUGAGAUCCAAGCAUAUGCCUGCAGCAUCCUCAAGAAUAAAUGGAAAUUUGCCCAGAAGACAAACAUCCUCCUCUGCCUCAAACUCACCCGUUAAAGGCUGCGCCAGUGGAAGUCCUGUGAGAAAGGGGAUGGUAACACCACGUCCCCCUGCUCCUCGGUCACCUUCUUCUGGGAGCCGGAAGUUGCUGCCCCCGGUCACACAGCCAGGGAGGCGCUCUCCACAUUCUUCUCCGCGAUCAAAUCCUCUCCACCCUCCACGUUCCCCUCGAUCAACUCACAAUACACGAUCCACAGGGAGAGACCAAAGAGGUAGGGCAAAUCCCUACAACCAACAGCAGGAGAGCCAGGAGGACAGCAGUAUGUUUAGUUUACACCUGCUGCCAAGUCUGGACCCUCAAAGGGAGCAAGAUCUGUAUCGUAGCUUUGAGGCAGAGUUCCUAGCCAACACGCAACAAUCCAAGGUUGGGCAGGGUAAAGAGUCCACUGGAAGGGAAAUAAGGUCACUACAGCUCCCUGUCUCCCAUCAAGGUUUAGGGGUGCUCCCAACCUCUUCGGGUGACACUAACGUUACAGACUCUGCUUACUCUUCGUCUAACUCUUCAACAUCUUCUCUUAAUGUUGGAGGUAAGGUGGGAGUCCUGCCUGAUUUGCGAGAGUCUAAACGGACUAAUCAUCUUCCCUGUGCACUCGAGGACCCACCUGCCCUUCUCCACAGCCAGAUUCGUGGAGGCCUCCCCAAUGGAGGGCUCGUGGAGGGAGAGAGAUGGGGUGGUAAAGGUGGUCUCCGUAAGCUCCCUGCCAUCUCCAGCUCCACAGAGGAAGGAGAGGCCUCAAAUCCAGGCCUAUCCAGAUCAGUGGGCCUCCCCAAAGACAUCAAUGGAAGCCUCCCUUUGACUGAGGUGCCAAUGGAGAGCCAGCAGGACUUGGUGGAAUGGGGUGGGGUGGAGGGAGAUGUGCCACAAAGUGAACAUCACCCAGACCUGCCAUAUGACAAUGCUGACCAGACUCUUCCUGAGUCAUUUCCCUCCCCUCCGCCACCUCUAGAUGACUGUUCCUACCAGGACUCAUCCAGUGAAAGCUCCUCCAUGUGCUUGAGUAUGAGUGAGCCUCCAUCUGAAGGCUCCUGCACUCCUCCUCUACCACUGGCCAAUGGGGAUGCGGAAGGGGCAGUCAUACUCCGUGCCAAGAAGGGUCAAAAGAAGACAGAGAGAGUGCCGUCCAUCUACAAGCUCAAGCUGCGGCCACGGAUAAGACCUCGCACUGACAAUAGACCCGAGAACAGCCCGUCGCGCAUCCCUACACCUGUACGAUACAGAAAUAAUUGUCAGCAGUCUCCUGCCAACUCGUCUCCGCUCCAGACCCCACCACAGUCCCCACGUUUAAACACUAACCAACCCUCGCACAAAGCUCUGCACCAGGCCUUUGCGGACCUCAUCCAACCCCAGCAGCGAUCCCCAGCUAUGGGCUCUAGAGAGUGUGCCUACUCUUCAGAGUCCAGCUUAGACAAUGAGGCCUGGAUGUAGUGAAUGAUGACUAUGUACGCAAGCCUUUGCUCAGAAUAUACAGCUUUACAGUCAGAUUAGAGAGAGGAGUGGCGAAAAAAGCACAUUUGUAAGACAAAGAGACAAUGCACAUCUGACUGGUGUACAACAUGUAGCAGGAAUCCUUACUGUCAUUUCACUGGAGAUAGACAUUUGUACUAAAGUGGCUAAGAACAUUACCAAUGCCAUUCUUAACAUCUUGGACUAACAUAGCCUGUUCUGAAGUAAUUCAGAGAGCUACAUGCAUCAUCGGAGAUUUGCUUGAUUUCAUUCAUCGCGUUUUCUGUUUGGGAAAGGAAAUUACUGCAUUUCCCUUUAGGGUAUCUCUAGGUUUAAUGCUCCUCUGUAGGUCAUGUCCUCAUUACCUGUUUUUGAAUUUGUUCCAUGAAGACUAAUUUUAGCUGGUUUAGUUCAGUUUUCAUUUGUUUGGAGUGGAACGAAGUAUAAAAAUUUUAAUCAGGGAAUUGUAAUAUACAGAGUAUACUGUAUACUGGAGAAUAAGAGCUGUAUAAUCCGUACAGCAAAUAAGAUGAUGGUGAAAUCAUUUUAGUGUGCAAGGCGAGCACCUAAAUGACGCUUCGACCAUACUUCUAUGUGGAAUCCAAAUUGGAAGUACUUUUGAAUGACUGUUCUGUUUUUAGCCCAGGCUAAAUAGUACGGCAUAUAAACUUGUUGCAUCGUUUUGAGGAUCUCUCGGAAAUGUUUAUGAGAGGACGCAAUUCAUGCUUUAUCUGUUUAACAUCACCUUGGCAGACAAGCAAAUAUGUUGUAUUUGUGUAUUAUGUUCUGUACAAAGUAAUACGGUUAAUGUAUAGGUUUAUAUGUAAUUAUGUUCAUUUACUUAAAUGUGUGUUAGUGUAAUGUAAAUAUAAUUAUUAACUGAAUUUAAUAUUAAUGUAUAAAACAAAUGCUGUUUAUUUCAGUAUGUUAAUUCUGCCUUAGCUAUGCAAUGUUGCUAUUGAAUGUUGCCUUGACAAAUUUUCUUGCCUUAAAGUAAGUAUGAGAAGUUAGUAUAGUGUUUGUGAAGUAGAGAUGAAGGGAUGCUGUGUGUAUGUAUCUGGGUGGCUAAAUCUGUGAGUGUGUGAGGUAAAGAAUGUGUGUUGAACUGGAUGGAUCCUGUGUUUCGGCCCAUUGUUAACUGUGAGACAAUUACACAUGUGAGGGUAACGGUAACAAGAUCCUGCUUUAUCAGCAUUCCUCUGUUCAAAGACUUUGUUUAAUUAUUGCUUGAUUUAUCUACAAAUGAGAAAUGGAAAUCAUUUUUAUUGUCAAAGCUAUAUGGAGUCCAAAACUGUUUAUGAAGUAGUGAUAUUUUCCACUUUAUUCAACAUUAGACAUUCAAUUUCUUUUAAAGUUCGUUGGCGCCACCAAGUGGUCGAAUGAUUAAUCAGUUUUUUGUUUUGUUUUUUUGAAUGUUAAGUCAAAUGUUUUGUGACUUACAUUACAGUAUGAAAGUAUUGAGUUACUUGAGUGAGUUAUUAUAAACUGUGUUAUUUUUUUUUAAUUCAAACACAGUUAAUAUGAUUGGUACUGGUAGACCAUUGCAUAUAAUAGGGGAUAACAGUUAAACGACUCCAGUUAAAUGAAUUACACUACACCAUUUUGUUUUGGCAUUGGAUUGUUUAUUUAUAUUAAAUGAGUAAGUUUUUGGCCUUGGUGAUUGGUUGUGGGUGAACAGUUUUAUCAUAAAGGGAUGUUUCUGAAUGAAUGGAUGAAUUGUUUAUUUUUGGUAUGUUCUGUUUUGGAGGCUUUAUAGUAUACUGCCCUGUGUUCAUGAGCUCAAGUGUUUGAUUGAGAGAUGUUCUGAUGUUUGCUGUUUCUGUUAAUCCAAAAUGGGUCAGAAAAAGUGAGGGAGAUGUUUUUGGGAAUGGAUUUCAGUGUUCAUGUUUUGCCGAAAGGACUGCAACCAUAUGAUUAUUACCGUUAGCAUGACCAUUGACACUCCACAAAAAUCCGCAAUACAAUGCAUCACUGCACAUUGCUUAUAAGUUUAUUGCCAUUUAAAUGUCUGCUGUGACACUUUAUUAAAUGUCAUACCUAAGUAUGAAAGUAUAAAUAAGGACAGUAGAGCUUUAUGCAGUCUUUCAGAUUACAUUAAUGGUUGCUGUGCCUAAUUCACAUUUUAGUCAAACACAUAUACACACUACACAUCCAGUUACCUUUACAAUAUCUAAUCAUUAACUGCCAUACAUUUGUACAGUAAACUGAUUUUUGAGCUCCAAACGUAUUUAUUCUGUUUUGCUUUCCAAUAAAAAUGACAGAACGAUGUUUCUUUUCUGUGAUGACAUUUGUUAUGUGUUUCUAAGUCACAUUUAGACAUUUUUUAAAUAAUUUAUUGCAUGGAUGGGUUCUGUUUUUCUUUAUUCGUUAUUGACAUCAGAAUACAGACAUGUAGAUUCACAUGUUUUAUUUACUUGAGCAAUCCCAUCUGAUUUGCAUUAUGCUAAUAUGAUGUUCAGAUGUGAGCUACAAAAUGCAUGCUAAAUCUACAAAAUGUCAUGCUCUGGUUUCAAUAAAUGAAACGGCUGUUGGAUGAUUUGAAAUUUGAAUGUCUAUGGAUUUACUUUUAAAUUGCAUUUUUUAGCUGAUUGUUUUUCUUUAAUGUUGACUUGACAAUGAAAUGUAAGGUCUUGACAUUGUGGAAUUUGUCUGUGUUGAAUAGCAAUAUUGCAAGACCAACAUUCCACUGUUCCUUGAAAACCAAUUGCUGUUAAUUUAAUUCUUGUGUAAUAAAAAUGUUUUGGAUGAAA
Messenger RNA from Ctenopharyngodon idella (grass carp), 9348 nucleotides. RefSeq names its product growth arrest-specific 2 like 1 (gene gas2l1). Gene Ontology annotation, biological process: actin crosslink formation; microtubule bundle formation; protein localization to microtubule plus-end. Bases 3359 to 6580 code for a protein of 1073 amino acids. Gene Ontology annotation, cellular component: microtubule plus-end; cytoplasm; actin filament. The record is from RefSeq and is a predicted model, not a curated record. Gene Ontology annotation, molecular function: actin filament binding; cytoskeletal adaptor activity; microtubule binding. The transcript has 5 exons. NCBI's taxonomy places the organism in Eukaryota, Metazoa, Chordata, Actinopteri, Cypriniformes, Xenocyprididae.